Notothenia coriiceps (black rockcod) is the source of this 2382-nucleotide messenger RNA. RefSeq names its product ATP-binding cassette sub-family A member 1-like. Gene Ontology annotation, cellular component: membrane; intracellular membrane-bounded organelle. The transcript is spliced from 15 exons. The record is from RefSeq and is a predicted model, not a curated record. NCBI's taxonomy places the organism in Eukaryota, Metazoa, Chordata, Actinopteri, Perciformes, Nototheniidae. Gene Ontology annotation, biological process: phospholipid efflux; cholesterol efflux; transmembrane transport. Gene Ontology annotation, molecular function: apolipoprotein A-I receptor activity; phosphatidylcholine floppase activity; ABC-type transporter activity. The coding region runs from base 1 to 2382 and encodes 793 amino acids.
AUGCCCAACCCGGUCCGAGGUGCCCAGAAGAGACAGGGUCUGAAACCUGUGACGGGACUGAGAGCGUACAGUAGCAGCCAGUUGAUCUGUGUGAAUGGCUCUAAACAGGUGUCAAAUCUUCCGGUAGAAGAAUACCUGAGAGCCAAUGAGACUUUCUCCUCCUUCCUCCUGACCAAUGGCAGCCUGUCGUCUGUGACUGUGAGCCAGUUGCUGAAAGCUCGUCUCAAUUUUCAGGUUGUUAUGGCUGGAUCUGAGUUGCAGCUGAAGGACUUGGUGUGUAAUGCGAGCAUGCUGGGACGUUUUCUGACGGUGGACGGAGGAGAAGCAGCCAUGAACGAUCUUCAGACUCAGCUGUGUAACGUGUCAGCUGACAUCCUGAAGGAGGCUGAACGCAUCUUCCUCUCUCAGCUCGAUUUGCCCAAGCUGUUAACGAGAGAGCGUCUGAUGGCUAACACCGAAGACCUCAGGGACAUCAGUCUGGCCGUCAUGUCCGUUUCCCAGGAGAUGGCCGUCCUCAUCGAUGAUUUCUCCUCUCUCUCCAGCUUUGCUGACAUGAGUGCAGCUCUCAGUCUUCUAUCUCCAGCGAAUCGCUCGGCGUUGCCCAGGGAGAGUUUUCGUGCUUUUUCAAGGAUCAUGUGCGGUCACCCAGAGAUUGGUGGUGAGCGAAUCCCUUCACUCAACUGGUAUGAGGACAAUGACAUCAAGUCCUUCUUAGGAAAAAAUGGCACCGAAGACAAAGACCUGGACCAUGACAACAACACAACUCCAUUCUGUAAAAGUUUGAUCCACGGCCUGGAGUCCAACCCUCUGUCUCGCAUUGUGUGGCGAGGGAUAAAACCUCUGUUUAUUGGAAAACUGCUGUACACACCAGACACCCCUGCAGUUCAGGAAGUCAUGAAAGAGGUGAACAAGCCCUUUGAGGACCUGCAGAUCCUCCAGGAUCUGAAUGAGGCCUGGAUGGAAGUGGGGCCGCGAGUCAAGUAUUACAUGGAGAACAGUUUGGAGAUUCAGCUACUGCAGGAUUUGUUGAAGCGUCCAGAGGUCGCAGUACUGGUCAACCUGAGACUAGAGAACACGACCUGGACGGCCUCAAGGAUCGCUCGUUUCCUGUCCACGCCCCCCCCAGGCACCCCGAAGAGACCCGGAGCGCCUCCUAACUGGCUGGACAUCUACAACAACCUCGGCCACACCAUCUCCACCCUCUCACAAGUCUCUGAGUGUUUCUCUCUGAACAAGCUGGAGGGGUUGGACACUGAAGGUCAGAUGGUUGACAGGGCGUUAGAGCUUCUAGAGGACCGGCAGUUUUGGGCAGGUGUUGUUUUCCUGCUUCCUAACUCCUCAUCCCCUAACCUGCCGCCCCACGUGAAAUACAAAAUCCGAAUGGACAUUGAUGAUGUGACCCGGACCAACAAGAUCAAGGACAGGUUUUGGGACCCAGGUCCAGCAGCCGACCCUUUUAAUGAUAUGCGCUACAUUUGGGGUGGCUUUGUGUACGUCCAGGACCUGGUGGAGAGAGCGGUGAGCCGCAUCCUGUCCGGAGUUCAACAAACAACCGGCAUCUACAUCCAGCAGAUGCCCUACCCCUGCUAUGUGGAUGAUGUUUUCCUUCGAGUGCUGAACCGCUCUCUGCCACUCUUCAUGACGCUGGCCUGGAUCUACUCUGUGGCGAUGAUCAUCAAAGGCGUAGUGUACGAGAAGGAGGCGAGGCUGAAGGAAACCAUGAGGAUUAUGGGUCUGGGAACGGGAACGCUGUGGCUCAGCUGGUUCAUCAGCAGCAUCGUUCCUUUCCUUGUCUCUGCAGGGCUCCUCAUCGCUAUGCUAAAGGUGGGGGACAUCCUGCCGUACAGCAACCCACUUGUUGUGUUUUUUUUCCUGACGGCGUUUGCCACCGCCACCAUCAUGCAGUGUUUCCUCAUCAGUACCUUCUUCUCUAAAGCCAACCUGGCUGCUGCCUGUGGAGGGCUGAUCUACUUCGGGCUGUACCUGCCGUACGUACUGUGUGUAGCCUGGAGAGACCGCCUCAACACCACCUACAAAGUCAUCGCUAGCUUUCUGUCCCCUGUGGCCUUUGGCUUCGGCUGUGAGUAUUUCUCUCAGUAUGAAGAGCAGGGCGUAGGCAUCCAGUGGUACAACCUCCGCUCCAGCCCUGUGCAAGGAGACUCGUACAGCUUCACCACCUCUAUAGUCAUGCUCUAUGUGGACGCGUUCAUCUACGCCACUGCAGCCUGGUACAUCGAAGCAGUGUUUCCCGGAGAAUAUGGGAUCCCCAGGCCCUGGUACUUCAUCUUCCAAAUCAACUAUUGGGGAGGAAUUCCUCUGGAGGCAGGCAUGCCCAUCCCCCCCGCACCUGGAGAACAGGAUGGAGGUACAACACUUGUGUAG